Molecule: messenger RNA, 496 nt
Organism: Pseudocercospora fijiensis CIRAD86
Lineage: Eukaryota; Fungi; Ascomycota; Dothideomycetes; Mycosphaerellales; Mycosphaerellaceae
Exons: 4
Coding region: 16-366 (116 amino acids)
Biological process (GO): mitochondrial electron transport, ubiquinol to cytochrome c
Source: RefSeq, a predicted model, not a curated record
CACGCAUCGCACACCAUGAGGGCCACUUGGAGAUUAAGAAACACUAUCCCCUCCCUUGAGGGCGGUGCUGGUCUUUGGAGGAGCGGCGCCCCAGGAACCCACCCGUGGCGUAAACCCGUCAAGUACGACACCUUCAAGUCGCAAUAUGGACCUCAGUACAAGAUCGCGAAACACAUCUACGGCGUAGAUGCCAGGAAGGCCAUGUAUCUCGGCUCUGUCGCUGGUGCUCUCGGCCUUGCUGCAGGCGUUGGCGCCAUUUUCUUCCUCGAUUCCGUGCCAAAGGUCAAGCACGACAUCCUCUCCAAACUCCCUUUCAUCGGCGGCUACUUCGUGACCGAGAUUCCACCCGAGGACAACCCAUUCUAGAUGCGAGUACGAUGUGUGGGUUUCAAGCGAUCAUAGAUGGGAUGGGCACGAAUUGUAGAUAAGAGCGAGGUACCUGCACUCUAAAAAGCAAAGAUAUCCACACACAGGAGAGUUUUCUUUUGUGCACCGA